Molecule: messenger RNA, 1914 nt
Organism: Carica papaya (papaya)
Lineage: Eukaryota; Viridiplantae; Streptophyta; Magnoliopsida; Brassicales; Caricaceae
Source: RefSeq, a predicted model, not a curated record
AUGUCGUGGCUAAGAACAGCCGUGAACAGAGCAGUGGAAGUAGGAGGCAACAACAACAUCACAAGAAAGGUUCGCAAUUACGCCGACACCGUCGUAUAUCACGCCGGCAAUGCUGUUUCUGAAGGCGCCAAAAUCAUCCAGGACCGCAUCGGUCCAAGGAAUUGGAAGAGCUUAAGGCACACGGUGAAGAGACUGGAGGAGGUCUCAGUAUCGUGUAGAGGCGUAGAGAGAGUUCAGUUGCUGAGGAGGUGGCUGGUUGCUCUUAAAGAAAUUGAGAGACUGACUGCUGAUAAAACCCAUGAUAAUAAUGAAAAAAACCAAGAUGAAAUGCUUAAUUCUGAUGAUCCCAAGGAUUCUCCUACAAAACCCACUUUAGUUUAUUAUGGAGACCCUGAUGUGGAAGGUGAGCUCAUGAAUUUUCGAGAUGUAUUUCUUCGUAGUCAAGCCCUUGAAGGCAUAACAUUGUCAAUGAUUCUUGAAGCACCAAACGAGGAAGAACUUUUGCUACUUCUGGAGAUAUUUGGGCUUUGUCUCACAGGAGAAAGGAAAGUUCAUAAUGCAGUAAUGAAUAGUAUACAAAAUUUAGCAACCAAAUUCUCUAGUUAUCAGGAUGAAGUACUGGUAAAACGGGAAGAACUACUCCAAUAUGCUCAAGAUGCAAUUGCUGGGCUCAAAAUCAAUGCUGAUCUUGCAAGAAUUGAUGCUGAAGCCCAGACUCUUAUAGAGAAACUUGACAAUAUGAAUGCUCGCCAGCAGUCUUCAAAUGAAUGUCAAACAAAAUUAUCUGAAGAAAUUACCGGUUCAUCACUCAAGGUUGAUAAAUUGAAAGUUCUGUCAGAGUCUCUUGUUAGUUCCUCCUCAAAGGCCGAGAAACGCAUUUUAGAUCACAGAUAUCAAAAAGAAGAGGCGCUCAGAUUUCGUGUUGCUAGAACCAAUGAAGUUAGCCAACUGGAGACGGAACUGGCCAUGGAAAUUGGACAGCUUGAGACACAAAAGGAUGAACUUGAAGCUGAAUUGAAACAGGUGAAUACCUCAUUGGCUUCUGCUCGUGCACGCCUGCACAAUACUAGGGAAGAGCGAGAGCAAUUUGAUGAAGCAAGUAAUCAGAUUCUUGAGCACUUGAAAUCGAAGGAAGAUGAGCUGUCAAGAUCGAUUUCCUCAUGUAGAGUCGAAGCAGACAUUGUUAAUAGAUGGAUUAAUUUCUUGGAAGAUACUUGGGUUCUCCAGAGUAUGUUCAUUGAAGAAAAGGAAAAGAAAGUCAAUGAGGAAUUGGAUACGCAUGGAGAAUAUUUUGUUCAUCUGGUUAUUCAUCUUCUCUCUACUUAUAAGGACCAAUUGGAACCUUCUGUUGCUCCAAUUAAAAAACUGGUGGAAGAGCUUCAACCAACAGAAGGGUCAGAAGCAGCUAAAAGUAGAGAUACUGAAAAUUCACAAUUAAAGAGCCUAAAAAGAUUUCUCAAAGAGGAAUAUCUGGAGUUUGAAGCCAAGUUUCUGACAACCCUAAGCAUAGUCGAUGAAGUUAAAAGGCAGUUCUAUGCUCAAAAUGAAGGCAAUUCCAGGAAAAAUGACAAGAGGAUCAUUGAGCUAUGUAAUGCUCUUGACAAAAUAAAAGAAGAUUUUGAAUUCAUUGAGAGAGUAAUUUCAGAACUUGAGACUUCGGCUCAAAGAUCAGAGUCACCACCUUCCCGUGAUAAUAAACCUAGUCAAAAUCAACACUAUAUCCCAAUGGGCGCCUCAGGUUCACCAGAACACAAACACAAUUGGAAAGUAAAAUAUCUCUCAAUGAAAAAAAAGGCUGAGACAGAUAUAGUUAAACUGGAGUCGGAAUUUGAGGAUAGUGCACCCUCAUCAACAGAGGAUAUCGGUGAAUGGGAGUUUGAUGAACUCGAAAAGGAGCUGAACAUCAGUGGCUAA